AUGUGUAUUCUAUUAAUUGUGUCGAUAUUAUUACUUUUAAAUGACAAUGAAUGUCGACAGUAUCGGUACGAUUAUAAAUUCCUAUUGGAAGUGGAUGGGUGGAUCAAAUUACAUCCGGUACCUGCCACAUGGGAGGAAGCGAGGCUCAAAUGUCAGUUGGAAGGUGCAAUGUUGUCUUCACCACAUACGAUAAACAUGCAAGCAGUUAUGAAGAACACAAUGAAAAACACAAGGGCAGAAUUAUCUGGUGUGUUCACUGGCACACACGCGAGGUUUUCAAAAGGUGACUUUUAUUCCGUGGAUGGAAUACCUCUAACUAAAAUGGCAGUCAGUUGGAUGCCAAUGGAGCCAGAUAAUGAAGGGAAUAUUGAGGAAUGCAUCUUGAUGCUGGGAAAUGGGACGAUCGCUGAUGUGAACUGUAACGACGUCUAUCCAUACAUUUGUUACAGGAAGCGACAAAAUGUGGCCUUCACUGAGUGUGGUACCAUUGAUAGGGAUUACAUCUUCGAUAAGCGAACGGGCCAUUGCUACAAGUUCCACACCGUCCAUCGCAACUGGACGAGAGCCUUCAUGACUUGUUCAGCUGAAGGGGCAUAUCUGGCUAUCGUCAACAGCGAAACUGAAGCUGAGGUUAUGAGGGACCUGUUCGCGACUCACCCAGCAAAUACUAUCAAAUACGACACGGUCCUGGUAGGCUUUCAUGAUUGGGGAGAACGUGGUACUUGGACUACGGUACAUGGGCAAACACUCGAGGAGGCUGGUUACGCCAAAUUUGAGAAGGGUCAACCUGACGCAGCGCCACCCGGGGAGUAUUGUGGUGGAAUGUUCAGAGGUGCAACCUUAAACGACGUCUGGUGCCAUGAGAGUCUCGCUUUUAUCUGCGAAAAGACCGUGGAUAGCUUGAUAGAAUGGGAUGACUAUUCGAUAUAA
This is a messenger RNA of Leptosia nina, 930 nucleotides long. NCBI's taxonomy places the organism in Eukaryota, Metazoa, Arthropoda, Insecta, Lepidoptera, Pieridae. The record is from the annotation of a GenBank genome assembly.